AUGACAAUUUACAAUUUUUACUUUUUUAAUCGCAAAGGAACAUGUUUAGCCUACAAAGAAUGGUGUAGAGAAAAGAAAUCUGGAUUAUCUCAAGAAGAAGAAUUUAAAUUAGUUCACGGGAUGUUGCUUUCGUUGCGUUCUUUCACACACAAAUUGGCAACCAAAACGGGUCAUUUACCUUUGGUACACAGCUACAAAACUUCUUCCUACAAAAUGAAUUAUAUGGAGACUGCUACUGGGCUUAAAAUGGUUUUAAAUGCUGAUCCGGAUGCAGUGGCUAUAGCAGAAUUAAUGCAAGCAAUAUUUGCAAUGUUUGUUGAAACAGUAUUAAAAAAUCCAUUUUUGGACACUUCAAAACAAAUAGAUUCUGAACUAUUUCAUAAAAGACUUGAUGAGCUUGUAAGGUCUCAUUAUUGUUUUACUUAA
Meloidogyne enterolobii is the source of this 426-nucleotide messenger RNA. Lineage: Eukaryota; Metazoa; Nematoda; Chromadorea; Rhabditida; Meloidogynidae. The record is from the annotation of a GenBank genome assembly.